Molecule: messenger RNA, 1313 nt
Organism: Trichogramma pretiosum
Lineage: Eukaryota; Metazoa; Arthropoda; Insecta; Hymenoptera; Trichogrammatidae
Gene: Pus10
Product: putative tRNA pseudouridine synthase Pus10
Exons: 3
Coding region: 1-912 (303 amino acids)
Biological process (GO): tRNA pseudouridine synthesis
Molecular function (GO): pseudouridine synthase activity; RNA binding
Source: RefSeq, a predicted model, not a curated record
AUGUCUUCAUCAACUUCUCUGUUGGUUAGUUCCUCGUUGAUAUCGCUAAUGAAUGAACCAACACUUUCACACGAAGAUGAAUCAAUUGACAUUGUUGAUUGUGAUCUUAAAGUAUAUCCUGAGUCCUGGGAACCCCAGUCUCACCCCAGUGGACGGUGUCGAUAUGUCAAAAGAACUCGUUUAUUAUGCCAAACACCGUGGUUUAUCAACGGGAAAACUAUAAGUAAUGAUUCCAUUCAAGAAUCUAUCAGUAUAGACAUGAAGAAAUACACUUUAUCAGAUGCUUCUAAAUUCAUUUGUUCUGGAAGGGAAGAUGUUGAUGUCAGAAUGAUAUUAAAUGGAAGACCUUUUGCUCUAGAACUGAUGAAUCCAAAAGUAACUAAACUUCAGAUAGAUGAUCUUCAAACAUUUUCUGACAAUUUGCUAAAAAAUCAGAAACUUACAAUUUUUGGGAAUUUGAAGAUAGUAAAUAAAAAAAGUUUAAAUAAGUUGAAACUAGGCGAACAAUCAAAAGUCAAAACAUAUCGAGCUUUAUGUUUUUCAAAACAAAACUUUGAUAAAACGACUUUUUUGGAAAAAUUAACGCGACUUGAAAAAAUUACUAUAAAUCAAGUUACUCCUGUUCGAGUUCUUCAUCGAAGAUCUUUAUCGACUCGACCACGAAUGAUUUACGAAAUACGAGCUCGGAUCCCAAGCUCUCAAGAGUUAAAUAAGUAUCAUACACAUUACAAUUUUUUACCCCCAGAAUCUAGAGUCUUCAUUGUAGAUAUUAAAACACAAGCUGGAACAUAUAUAAAGGAAUUCAUAAAUGGAGAUUUCGGAAGAACUUCUCCAUCUCUCUCAGAUCUUCUAAACUGUAAACUGGAAAUACUAGCAUUAGAUGUUACAAAUAUAAAUUUAAAAUGGCCAUAAUAGAAAAUUAUAUAUUUAAUUAGCUUAUACUGUGUCAGAUAUUUUGUACUCAAAUCCCAUUUAUGGGUUGAAACUAACAAAAAAAAGGCCAAAUGUUGAGACUCAAUUUGACCUCAACUAGAUUAGGACAUUUCUAUUCUGUUCAUUCUAAAGUAAUAAAACGCAAGUGUAAAUAGAAUUUCUAUAAAAAUCAAGAUUAUGAUUCAUAUAUGUUACUCUAAAUCUGUGAAUUACGUGUAAUAAAAUUUACUAUAGAGAAUCGUAUAAUUUUAUUUUUUUACGUUCUUUAAAUUCUGUUAUUUUACAAUUUGAAAGUAACGACAUUUACUGGUAAACUAAUAAUAAAAUUAUGCACCAUAAUUAAAACCUUAUGUUGAAUUUGUUUAUAGAUCUUAAGUAAA